AGUUCAUAUUCUUCCGCCUUAGUAACUGACAGGGUUCAGACAGGAGACCAUUAGGGCACGCCUGUCUCGGUUGAGUCAGCUCCUGUAUUUAUUGAGUCGGCACUACAUUAGUUUGCGCUUUCUGCGUUACUCUCCUAGGCCACUACAACUCCAGGCUUCGCAUAACGGGCGAUCCCUGCUCGCAUGUCGCUGCUUGAUCAUGCCGCCUUUUCAAGAAGUCGAUAGCUUCUGCGUCGAACCGGGGACCGCCAGUAGCUAUGCCGAACACGCAGUACCGCCUGCGGCAGCCGACGCGGUACGGGAAGCAGCCGGCGGUGCCGUCGGAGUUCGUGUGUCCGCUGUCGCUGCAGCUGCUCACGGACCCGGUCAUCACGGCGUCGGGGCUCACCUUCGAGCGCGCCGUCAUCCAGAAGUGGUACCGCGACGGCAACCGGAUAUGCCCCGUCACCGGAUCGCGCCUCGACCACUACCGCCUGUUUCCGAACCAGGCGGUGCGGCAGCUGAUCGCGCAGUGGUGCGACGCCAACGCCGUGCCGUACGCGCCGGGCGUGCUGUGCGUGCGCGUCGACCCGCAGGCGCAGCAGGGCGGGUCAGCGACGGGUAGCUUUAGGGGUCAGUCCGUAGGGCCCGGUGACGGCGGCUCUGGCCGGCAACCCCUCGCGAACGGCGUGUAUCAGCAGCAGCAAUCCCGAUCGCAGCAGCAGCAGCAGCCCAUUCGCCAGUACCGCGCGCAAGAGGCGGAGCUGCUCUCUCCGCGCAGCGGGCGCGACAGCAAUCACAGCUCCCCGGGCGCGCACUCCGCGUCUGCCGGCCUCCCUCCCCCCGGCCCGUUUAUCUCGCAUUCGCAGCGCCCCAUCACUCCCCCCGGCACUCCGCCCAAAAGCCCGCGCUCUGCAGCCCCUUUUUCUGCGCAGACGCGCACGCUCCCCGGCGCCUUUCAGCGGCCGCGGACUCCGCCAUCGGGGGCGGAGGAGCGGCCGUUCACUCCCCCCGGCGGGGAAAAUGUUCCCCGCAACUUCUCUUCCGCUUCCCUUUCUGUUUCAAGAUCGGUCUCCAGCGGCGGGCCCGUGCAGAGGGUACCGUCGGGGAGUGGCGCACAGGGGCCGCGGGGAUCCCCUGCUGGCGCAAUGGUUCCGCGCACAGCCUCAGGGGGGGGAGCGGUCCUGCGAGUGGUGUUGGGCGGGGGGGUGCCGCGCGUUUCUUCCGCCGACAGCCCCCGCGCCCGCAUUUCCUCGGCGGAACGGAUAGGUUCCAGCCCCCUGUCGGGGGACGAGCUGGGGGCAGCAGGCGCGCGGAGACAAGCAGGAGCGCCCCCCAAUGGCGCAGGACCUCCCCAAAGGCGGCAGGCGCCGGGGCCGAGGCAUAGGGGGAGCCAGUCGCAGGUGCUGCGGGUGCUGCGGCAGGACGGCGCGGGGGAUGGCACGUCGUCGGGCCUCGCGCGCUCGCACUCGUUGCAGCCCAAGGCGGACGAUAUCGAGUCGCUUCUUAACGCGUUAGAGGACGACGACUCGGACGGCUACGAGUCCGCCCAGUCCGACGCGCUUUGGCGCGCCAACGAGCCGCUCCCCGUGCCCCGCGUCGCCAGCCUCGGCGGAAGGGGAACUGCGCGGGGGCCCAGCGCGGGGAGAGGGGGGAUUGGAAUGGGCAGGGGAGGGCGGGGAGGGAGAGGGGCGAUGGCGGAUGGUGUAGGGCGGUCGGACAGCUUAGAGCGCGGAGUGAUGCGCGCGAAGCAGCAGGGGCACGCGGGCCUGCAGGUAGAGGGGUCGCUCAGGCCGCUCAACGGGCGCAACGGCAUUCCGCCCAGUAGAAAACCCGCGCAGGGGGGUGGCGGCGGGUCAGGGGGCGCAAGGGGGAGCGGCGAGAGCGGUUUGCUGCGCACGUCGUCGCUGCAGUCGCAGGGGGUGCUGUCCGCCAGCCUGGGCAGCCUGGGCCUCGACGCCGCGCGGGACUCCUUCAGGGGCGCCGUCGACGACCUCGUUGCGCGCAGAGGCGCUGGCGGAGCGGGCGCAGGGGGCCGUGGGGAGGGGGGGCAGUCGCGGUUCGCGGGGGAGAGUGGGGGGGAGUCGUCGUCGGAGCGGGAGACGCGGAGGGGCGCCACUGGCAGGCCGGGGGGCGGCAUCCCCCCCGGUGCGCGGCUGCUGGCAGCGGGGCGCGCGAGCCAGUCGUUCAGGGACCGGGCGAGCAGCGACGGCAGCGACAGCGACCUCAAGGCCGCGCUCUUCGGCGCCGUCCGCAGCUCCAGCGCUGGCAGCCACCCGGGGGGGGGCGUGGGGUGUGCAGGGGGCCCUGCUGCCGGGGGGGUGGUGGGGGGCCAGGGGGAGGGGGUGCAGGGGCAGGGGGUGCAGCAGCGAACGGGCGGGCGAAGGCGUUGCGCAGCAGCGGCGGUGUGGGCAUGCGGUCGGCGUCGUUCCGCAUGGGGCGAGAGCUGUCCAUCGACGUGCCGGGCGCUGCCAUGGCAGGGGGGGGGCAGCGGGAGGAGGGGGGCCUCGGGUGACGGGCAGUGGCAGUCUGCGCAGCCCCAUGGGAUCGUCCUCCAUGCGCGUGACUCGCGACGGCGCCAUGGGCAGCCGGGAGGCCGCCAUAGAGGCGGCUCUGCGCGCCACCGCCACGCCUCGCAGCCCCGUGGGGCGGUCGUCGUCGUCGUCGCUGCAGUCCAGCCGCGAGUUCCCCCUGCACGGCACCGCCGCCAGCAGCAGCGCCUCCAUGGUGCCCUCGGGGGAGUGGGGCGCUGCAGGUGCCCCGCGCAGCCCCGGCGGUGCAGCGGUGCCGGGCAGCAGGGAGUUGGCGGUGCCAGGCAGCAGGGAGUUGGCGGUGCCUCGCAGCGGCAGCAGGGAGUUGGCCGUCCACGCCAACGGCCCUCCUCUGGCCGACAGCCCCACCACCAGGCACACUGCCCCCGCGCCCUCUGCCCGCCAACCCCCCCCGCCCCUGGCCCUGCGCCGCGACCUCUCCAUGGACACCUGGGCGCUCGCCUCCCACCUCCCCGCCUCCGGCCCCCUCGCCUCUGCCCCCGUCUCCUCCGCGCCCCUCUCCCCCAUCCAUUCGGGGGGUCUCAGCGGUGGCGGCGGGAUGGCAGCGUGGAGGGAGGGGGGGAUGCGGGCAGCGGCAGUGAGGGGCGCGAGGACGCGGGGGGGAGGGGGCGGGGACAGGAGCAGGGGCAGGGGCAGCAAGGAGCAGGCAUGAAGGGGGGGGGGGGGGGAGGCAGGAGUCCGCCCAUGCUGCAGCGCAGCCUGGGGCGGCGCGUGGUGGAGGAGGGCGCGCUGCUGCGGUCGGGGUCCAUCCAAUCCGUGCAGUCCGUGGGGCAGCAGGGCGGGGGGGCGCACGGCUACGCGAAUGACAGCGCCAGUGACGCUGACGACCCCUUCCUCUCCGCCCUCUCCAGCGCCAGGCGCGACCAGCAGCAGCAGCGCAUGGGGCGGACUGAGGGGGGAAUGCGAGGGGGAGAGGAUGGGGGGCUAGGGGGGAAGAUGGGAGGGGGGAGGGAGAGGAACCACCACAGGGGGUCGUCGAGCUUAGCUCAGUCAGAGGGGGAGGGGCGCACGGGGAGUGACUGGGAGAGUGACGAGUCGUCGGUGCGGCACAGGAGGGCGGCGGGGGCGGGGCCUGCCGGGUCACGUUUGGGCCACAGGGACGCAGGGGGGGCAGCGGCAGCAGCAGCGGCAGGCACGAGCUCGGGUCGCAACGUGGCAGGUGGGCACCCAGGGAGGCGGCAUCUGCACCGGGGUUCGUCGCAGACGGACCAUCGCGGGCUGGGCCGGGCGGCAGAGAGGGCGCUGCAGGGCACGCUGGUGGACCGGGGGGGGGCGCCUGUAGUGGCAGGCAUGACCCUGCCAGGGGGGUCAGAUGGACGGCAGGGGCUGCGACGCGCGUCCUCAUUGGCUGUGGUGGGCGGCAGCGGGCGGCAGCAGGGCAUGGGGGGGAUGGAUGGCAAUGGGGAGAUGGAGGGGUUUCACGAGGUGUUGAGAGAGAUGAAGGCCGACACGGGGGCACUGGGGGGGAGAGCAGCCCCCAUGAGCAGAGGCGACCUGGCAGUAGCAGCAGAACUGUCCUUAUCGCAUCGGAGAGGGGGGUCGGUGGCGGUGCAGAGCAGGAGCAGCAGCAGCAUGAGCAUGGGCGGCAGCAUGGCAGGCGCUGGCCAGUGGGACGUGGGGGAGGGGCGUGUGGACUCCAGGCGGAUGAGUGGCGGCAGCGGUGGAGGGCCGUCCUCGCGGCGCUCCGACUUCUCCCUGCCGCCCGACGCCACGGCGCUGCUGGACGAGCUGGAUGGCCCCGAGGGCAGCGAGGCGGACGAGGGGGACCCCACUUGUGGGAGCUUCUUUGGGGGGAGCGACAGCAGCGAGCACCACGUGCACCCGACGCAGCACAGCCUUGAGCGGCAUGCGCUGGAGCAGCAGGAGGACGAGCACGAGCAGCAGCACGCGCACCCACACCAGCAUGCGCAUCAGCACCACCCACAGCACCACGGGCAGCAUGAGGCGCAGCAGCAGCGCGUGGGCAGGGUGGGCGGCACCUUUGCAUGGCUGCGAGAGGCCCUCAGAAGCCCCCUCAAGAGCCCCAAGCCCGCCCCCCCUCCCCUGGACCCCCACGCCCCCCCCUUGAGCCCGCGCUCUGCCCACCCCGCCUUGCCUGGCUGGGGGGGAGGGUCGCGGCCUGCCACGCCCCCCUCGGCGUCUGGCGUGUAUGGCAAGAGCGCCACUGUGCCCGCGCCCGAGAAGAGGAGCCUGUGGGGGGAGGCCAGGCGCGCAGUGGGGCUGGGGGAGGGCGGAGGGGGGGACGGGGGGAAGGGGGAGGAGUUCAGGCGGUCGUCCUCAGAGCAGAGGGGGCAGGGGGGGGCGGAACUGAGGCAGUGGACACGGGAGGGGGGAGCAGAGUUGGAUGGGAGGGGCGGAGGGGGGCGGUCUGGGGCGGUUGGGCGAGGGGGGCGCGGGCAGCAGGGGCAGCAGGGGAGAGGGGUGGCGGUGGCGGCAAGGGACUUGGGCGAGGGGAGGAAUGGGAGUCCGGGGAGUAGCAUGCACGAGGGGGGAAGAGAAGGGGGGAGGGGAGGAGGUGGACGGGGGCUGGGAGGAGGAGCAGGCAGAGGAGGGGGGCGAGGAGGGGAGGGGGUUGCAGAAGGGGGAGUGGGGGGUGGGCGGGGGAGGGGAUGGGCCAAGGUGCGGGCGGUGUUUCCCCUGCAAGGGGAGGGCAGGGGUCAAGGGGGAGGGGCAGGGGGCAGAGGGCCGGGCAGAGGAAUGGGUGAGGGGGGGAGGGGAGAGUUGGGAAGGGGAGGUGGGGGAAGAGCAGGACCAGGCCCGGGGUUGAGACAGGGGGGAGCAGGAGGAGCAGCGGGGGGUAGAGAAGGUGGAGACUCGGGUCGACUGUCUCUUGAGCGCACGUCGUCCCUCUCCUCCAACCACCACGCGACCGCCAUGGCUGCCGGUGCAGGGGACCUCGACAGGGACGUGGACGGCCCCGCCCAUCCUCUCUCUGCACUUGCGGCAGCAGCGGCAGCCUCCCCCCCCGACAUGGUGCCUUUGGUGCGUGCGGUGGCGCACGGCGCUGACCCCGACCGCCUGGAGGCGGUGGCGGCCAUCCGGGCGCUGGUGAAGGGCAGCCGUGAGAACAAGGCGCGGCUGAUUGCGGCUGGGGGCGUGCCGGCGCUGGUGCGCGUGCUGCGGCACCCGCACCCCACGGUGAAGGAGCACGCCGUCACCGCCAUCCUCAACCUCUCGCUCGUGCCGGGCGCACCCGCCAUCAUCGCGUCCGUGGGCGGCAUCGACGCCGUGGCCGCCGUGCUGCAGUCGGGCUCGCAGGUCGCCAGAGAGAAUGCGGCGGCGGCGCUGUUUGCGCUGUCAGUGGAUGACGGCAACCAGUGCCUUGUGCGGCGCGCGGGCGCCGUGCUGCCCCUCGUGGACGUGCUGCGGGCGGGCAGCACGCGCGGGCGCAAGGACGCGGCGCUGGUGCUGUUCAACCUGUCGCGCGACCAGCGCAGCCGCGCCGAGAUCGUGCAGGCGGGCGCGGUGGGCGUGCUGGUGGGCAUGCUGGGCAGCGCGGAGGGCGGGCUGGAGGAGAAGGCGAUGGCGGUGCUGGCGAACCUGUGCCGCAUGCCCGAGGGCUGCCAAGACGUGCUGGACAUGCCUGGCGCCAUCCCCACGCUGGUGCGCGUGGUGGGAGGGGGAUCGCAGCGCGCCAAGGAGGACGCGGUGAUGACGCUGCUGAUGCUAGCCAACAGCGACCCCACCAGCUGCCACGCCAUGCUGGCGGAGAGCAUGGUGCCCGCGCUGCAGCAGGUGGCGCACACGGGGUCCACGCGCUCCAAGGGCAAGGCCAGGGCGCUGCUGGACCUGCUCACGAGCCAGGCGCAGAGGGGCCGUGCGGGCAGGGACAGGUGAUGGCCUCACGCGCUUCAAACAGGGACCUGCGGGGCUGCCAGGCAAGAGGGGCAGUGGGGGGCACCAAGGUGGUGGGGAAGGGGGUAGAGGGUGGGGGGGGGGAGGCGAGGGUGGCGGGUAACGGGGGAUGAUAGAGGUGAUUGUCAAGGACACGCAAACGUUGCAGUGUGAGGGCAAAGGUGUGAGAGCAUACUGAUGGAUGAGUGGGUGGGUGGCACCAUGGCACGCGUGGAGGCAGAGCAGGUUGCUGCUCACAGCCAUGCCACUGGUGGCGGCAUCUGGGGUGCUGUCAGCCAUGCAAGAGGAGCAUUGACCCGCUAACAGGAGCACCACCAUAUCAAUAAGCCCAUAUGGGUGCAUGGGUGGGUGUAUCGAUUGCUUGUGGUGAAGUGCCAGCCAUGCAUCCAUCCAGUGCUGCAGCUGCUGCACAUGCGGUGCUACCUCUGGUCUCAUAGGCUGCAUGCGAGGCCGCACAUGUGCGGCACUCGGGGUUCAAAUCAUAGGGCAGGCUAGACUGUUGCCUGCGAUGUGAUCUCCUGUUGCUAGCUCUUGAACAUCUGCCUGCGAGGAAAUUCCCUGACCACGUCACACCCUGACAGUCAAGCCUUCUGCAAAUGGCGUGUAUUGCAGCCAAUUUAGGAGGAUUCAGUGUGAUGGGUACGGAACCCCUAGGCUCAGUGUUCAGACAGAUUCUGCACCACCUGGUCAAGCUUGCCUCUUACUAGUUUGCCUUGUGCGGUAGCUGCACCAUAAAAUGUAGAGCUGCAUUUGUGGAAAGGCCUGAUGUAGGGUAGAUACUUGCAUCAACAUGCGGGACA
Closterium sp. NIES-67 is the source of this 7186-nucleotide messenger RNA. The record is from the annotation of a GenBank genome assembly. NCBI's taxonomy places the organism in Eukaryota, Viridiplantae, Streptophyta, Zygnematophyceae, Desmidiales, Closteriaceae.